This is a messenger RNA of Protopterus annectens (West African lungfish), 2968 nucleotides long. RefSeq names its product mucin-5AC-like. Lineage: Eukaryota; Metazoa; Chordata; Ceratodontiformes; Protopteridae. The record is from RefSeq and is a predicted model, not a curated record. The coding region runs from base 1 to 1026 and encodes 341 amino acids. The transcript has 3 exons.
AUGGCCCAGUUUGGACACAAUCUAAAGCUAAAUGCCAAAAAAUGUAGUAUUUCUACAGUGAUCUAUGUGUGGCCUACAAAGCUGCAAAUUACCAAAUCCUGUUUGAUCUACUCAAACACCUCUAGGUGUCACUUAAGUAGCAAUGCAGGUGUAGCACCUAGUGUUACCUCUAGGUGUCACUCAAGUAGCAAUGCAGGUGUAGCACCUAGUGUUACCUCUAGAUGUCACUUAAGUAGCAAUGCAGGUGUAGAACCUAGUGUUACCUAUAGGUGUCACUUAAGUAGCAAUGCAGGUGUAGCACCUAGUGUUACCUCUAGAUGUCAAUUAAGUAGCAAUGCAGGUGUAGCACCUAGUGUUACCUCUAGUUGUCACUUAAGUAGCAAUGCAGGUGUAGCACCUAUUGUUACCUCUAGAUGUCACUUAAGUAGCAAUGCAGGUGUAGCACCUAGUGUUACCUCUAGAUGUCACUUAAGUAGCAAUGCAGGUGUAGAACCUAGUGUUACCUAUAGGUGUCACUUAAGUAGCAAUGCAGGUGUAGCACCUAGUGUUACCUCUAGAUGUCAAUUAAGUAGCAAUGCAGGUGUAGCACCUAGUGUUACCUCUAGUUGUCACUUAAGUAGCAAUGCAGGUGUAGCACCUAUUGUUACCUCUAGAUGUCACUUAAGUAGCAAUGCAGGUGUAGCACCUAGUGUUACCUCUAGAUGUCACUUAAGUAGCAAUGCAGGUUUAGCACCUAGUGUUACCUCUAGGUGUCACUUAAGUAGCAAUGCAGGUGUAGCACCUAGUGUUACCUCUAGGUGUCACUUAAGUAGCAAUGCAGGUGUAGCACCCAGUGUUACCUCUAAGUGUCACUUAAGUAGCAAUGCAGGUGUAGCACCUAGUGUUACCUCUAGUUGUCACUUGCAUAGCAAUGCAAAACUGGUAGCAACACAAAUACAAGAUCAUGAACCUAAGUCUAUACUGAAGCACAAACAGGAGCUGCUCGCAGGACAGGUAUCUCUCCUAAAGAAUUUCCUAUGGGUGUAACGAAAUCCCACUUUCUGUAAUGCAGACUAUGUCCCUCACUAUCUUCAAAUCUAAAUGAAAUGAAUAGAUGGGAGGCCACACAUUUUCUGCAGUCCUAGCCUCCUCAUUGCUUAUAUGGAGUGGGGGGUAAAUAUUUGGGUGUACCAGUGGGACUGUGGUUCCUAGGCAUCAAAAUAUUUACCCUUUCGAUUACCUAGAAAAAAAACAAUGAUAUUUUCUAGGCAGAUAGAUCGAUAGAUACAAUAAUGGCAUAAGGGAGAGGUUCUUAAUGACGUAUUCAAUGCCCCUCUUCAGCAUCCCCAUUCUGUCCCUUGCCAGUUUUCUGCACUUUUGUAUGGGUUCCUUAGUAAUGGAAGACGUACAUAGAUACCAGAAAAAGAUAAAUACAGAAAGUAUGAGAUUCCUGGUAACCUCUGCACUACGAUAUCGAUCAACAUAAGGUGUUAUUAUGAGGUGUAAGUAUGUACACCUUCAUUCAAUAACCUUACCCAAAAGAUUCCAGUUUCUGAAAACUACCCCCCCCGGAUUAUUUAUUUGUGUUUAAACUAGUAUUUGAAGUGAAGGUUUAUGCCUUUAAUCACUUCUGAUCCAUGAAACAAUCCAGUUGUUAAACAGAUUAUGACAUUUCCAGUUAAGACUGUGCAAUAUAUACUGAUUAAAAGAGAAAAGUCCCAUUAAUACUGAUGGCCUGUAUACUUUGUGUGACCCACCCUGCUAUGCAUAAAACCUUUAGCAACCUGCAAAGUAAACUGUGGCUCAGUGUUAAAAAACAACAGAGUUUGUGACACUACAUAUUGGGUUUUGAUUAUCCAUUCAAGGUACUUCAAGUCACCUGCAUGUGAUGCAGUAGUUCUAAUACAUGCACAUUCGGGAUAUGUCCACUAAUGUCAGUUGUUAGUGCAAGGCAUGCUGUCCUUGUCAUCCCCUGCAGUUAUGUGUCCAUUUGACUUGCACUGUAUAUCACUGAAUAGUUUGUGCAAUUCAAGUCAGAGAAGUAGUAGAAAGGACAGUUACGGAUGCUAAAUCCAGUUCUAGCGAGCUUCAUUUCAGAUCCAUGGCGGGUUUCCAAACCGCAAGUGACCCAAAACAAGUUUACUGAAAAUAUAAUUUCAGGCAUGUUUUGUGACACACUGGAGGAGGAACUAGUAGCCAGACAUGCAAAUCCUUAAAUCCUUCCCCUCAUAGGUAAAGGACACAUGAAACAUCUGUCUGAAAGCAGUUUCUCUGAGUGCUGGCAGUGCAAAACUACUUCACGAAAAAGAACUUUCAGCAAACUAUGAAUUUGCACUUUUCCCAACUAUUGUGCAACUGUAUACUUAUCACAAAUAAGUCUGUAGCAGAGGUCUCCUCCACAUGGUUUCAGUUCACUGAAAAUGGUUUUCAGAAUAACUGCUUUGCACUAUCUGUCAGAGUAGUGGGAUUUGAACCUAGUGUUUAGUCACAUUUCAAGUUUUUUUCAUAGAUACUUCUAGGCUUAAGGACACAGAAAUAGUUUCCUUUAAAUGUAAGCAGACUAUAAAAAUAAUUUCCAUUUUAAUUCUGCAGCCUAGUUGUUAUGCGGCAAUGAAGCAGACAGUAUAUGUUGCAAGCAGAGAAACAGGAUGCGGUCCUUGUGUCAUGCAAUCCUUACUGCUGAAGGAAACUGCAAAUAAUCAGAGUUUGCUUCACAAUACAGCUGUCAGAGUUCAACAGUUGCGUGUAUUGAUAUGGCAUUUCCUUACAGAGAGUUAUUCACCUUAAUGAAUAAUUUUAUAAUUAUUCUUUGUUGACCAGAUUGGUCUCACGAGCCCCUUUUCAAGGGAGACUACAGAUAGUAUUAUACUACUAGGGGAAAUUUGGCCAGGGCAUUGAUGAACUUGCCCUAAUCUUUUUUAUAGGUGCUGUGGGAUCUUUUACAUCCACCUGAACUACCACCAACUCACACAGAUGGGGCCUCAGUUUA